This is a messenger RNA of Volvox carteri f. nagariensis, 3372 nucleotides long. RefSeq lists its product as uncharacterized. The coding region runs from base 1 to 3372 and encodes 1123 amino acids. Gene Ontology annotation, cellular component: membrane. The transcript is spliced from 28 exons. Gene Ontology annotation, biological process: intracellular calcium ion homeostasis; calcium ion transmembrane transport. NCBI's taxonomy places the organism in Eukaryota, Viridiplantae, Chlorophyta, Chlorophyceae, Chlamydomonadales, Volvocaceae. The record is from RefSeq and is a predicted model, not a curated record. Gene Ontology annotation, molecular function: ATP binding; P-type calcium transporter activity; ATP hydrolysis activity.
AUGGGCGAUUGGCCUGUGCCGUGUGAUUGGUUUGCAAAUAAUAAAAUCGAGGAGAAUCAACCCGUGGGCCCUAGGGUGGAACCGGUUGCAGCGUAUUUCAACGUGAACCUCGAUGCUGGUCUGUCUGACACCGAUGUCUUCAAGGCCCGGUCUCGCUAUGGCCGAAACGAGCUAGCUCCCGAGGAAGCCACACCCCUUUGGAAGCUAAUCCUAAAGCAGUUCGAUGACUUGCUUGUCAAGAUUCUGCUUGCGGCAGCUGUGGCGGAUUUCAUCAUAGCAUUGAGCGAUGGGGAAGGCGUACUAGGGGCCCUCGUGGAGCCGUUUGUUAUUGUCCUCAUCUUGGUUGCGAAUGCCACGGUGGGUGUGGUUACGGAGCGUAAUGCGGAGCAGGCCAUCGAAGAGCUCAAGGCGUAUGAGGCUGAGUCGGCGACAGUGCUCCGAAGCGGUGUGCUGCAGCUGGUGCCCUCGGGCGACCUAGUCCCCGGCGAUGUGGUGGAGGUGGCGGUGGGGGCCAAGGUGCCGGCAGAUAUACGGCUGACGGCGCUGAUCGGCUCCGUACUGCGAGCAGACCAGGCAAGGAUUGGGCCCGGAAGGGGUUCGGGGCCGGCGCGGGCGGCGAAUCGCGAAGGGUCCAUUUUGACGGGUGAGAGCCACACUGUGGACAAGCAGGUGCGGCCGGUGCUCAAGGACAACCCCGUGUACCAGGACAAGACGAACAUGUUGUUCUCGGGCACGCUGGUCACUUCGGGUCGUGCGCGCGGUGUGGUGGUGGGCACGGGCGCCUCCACCGCCAUUGGCCGCAUCCGUGACGCACUGGCGAGCGCAGACGAGGAUCAGCGCACCCCGCUAAAGCAGAAGCUGGACGAGUUCGGAACGCUGCUGUCCAAGGUCAUUGCAGCCAUCUGCGUAAUCGUGUGGCUCAUGAACAUCAGACGCUUCAGCGACCCCGCGUUGGGUGGCUGGCUGUCGGGUGCGCUGUACUAUUUGAAGAUUGCGGUGGCGCUUGCGGUGGCGGCCAUUCCGGAGGGUCUGCCGGCCGUGGUGACCACCUGCCUGGCGCUGGGCACCCGGAAGAUGGCCAAGCAGAACGCCAUCGUGCGGUCGCUGCCCUCUGUGGAGACGUUGGGUUGCACAACCGUGAUCUGCUCUGACAAGACCGGCACACUGACCACCAACCAGAUGAGCGCGGUGGGCUGCUCGGUGGUGCAGUCGUGCGCUGCGGGGGGAGCAAGUCUCAUGGAGUUUGAGGUCACAGGUACCACCUACUCCCCCGAGGGCAUGAUCCUGGGGCCGUCCGGGGCCGUCCUGCAGCGCCCCGCCGACUCCCCCUGCCUGCUGCACCUGGCCAUGGCAUCGUCCCUCUGCAACGACUCGGCGCUCGUCUAUCGGCCAGACAAGGGCACGUACCAGCGAAUCGGGGAGGCCACCGAGCUGGCUCUGAGAGUGUUUGCGGAGAAGGUGGGUCUACCCGCCUCCGUGGGCGACCACCCGGGUCCGCUCUACGUGGCGGGAUCCGGCCCGGCGGCCGUCAGCAUGGGAGCCGUUCGCAGGGAGCUGCACUGCAACACACACUGGGCGGAGAGGUUCAACCGGAACGCAACCCUGGAGUUCACCAGGUCGAGUGCCGUGUACGGAAGUACGGCAACUGCUCCCGUGCUCGGGCAACUGCACUACAGGGACCGGAAGAUGAUGAGCGUGCUGGCGGUGGGGGAUGCCCGGAGCGUGCUGUGGAGCAAGGGCGCGCCUGAGAGCAUCCUCGCGCGCUGCUCUUCUGUGCUGGCCAAUAACGGUGAGGGCGUGGUGCCACUGACGGAUGCCGCGCGCGCAGCCCUCACAGCCUCGGUGAAGCGGUACGGCAGGCGGGCGCUGCGUACCCUGGCCCUGGCGUACAAGCCGAUGCCGUCGGGAACCAAGACGCUCGCCCCUGCCGACGAGUCAGGACUGACGUUCCUGGGCCUUGUGGCGAUGCACGACCCGCCGCGGAACGAAUGUUCGCGGGCGCUGCAGCUCUGCCAACAGGCCGGCAUCCGCGUGGUGAUGGUGACGGGCGACAACAAGGCCACGGCGGAGGCGGUUGCUCGCCAGGUGGGCCUCCUGCCAAGAGAAAGCGGUUCGGCUGCCGAAGAUGACGAGGCGGCACUGCAAGGGCUGUCGUACACAGGCCAAGAGUUCGAUGCGCUCUCCGCCUCCCCGGGUGGUUCCUCCGAGCAGUCUGCGGCUGUUUCCCGUCUGGCGGUAAUGAGCCGGGUGGAGCCCAUGCACAAGUUGAGAUUGGUGGAGCUGCUCAGGUCGCAGGGGCACGUGGUGGCGAUGACGGGUGACGGAGUGAAUGACGCCCCCGCACUGGCCCGGGCGGAUAUCGGUGUGGCUAUGGGCAGCGGCACGGCGGUGGCCAAGGGAGCCGCGGACAUGGUCCUGGCGGAUGACAACUUCGCCACCAUUGUUGCUGCGGUGGCGGAAGGUCGCGCCAUCUACAACAACACCAAGCAGUUCAUCAGGUAUAUGAUCUCCUCCAACAUUGGUGAGGUGGUGGCCAUCUUUGUGGCUGCACUGCUGGGGGUGCCUGAGGUGCUGACGCCAGUGCAGCUGUUGUGGGUGAACCUGGUGACGGACGGGCUCCCCGCCACCGCACUGGGCUUCAACAAGCCGGACAAGGACAUCAUGGCGGUACGGCCCAGGAGGCUUGACGAGCCCAUUGUGAACGGUUGGCUGUUCAUCCGGUACCUCGUGGUCGGUAUGUAUGUCGGGCUGGUGACUGUGGCUGGCUUCCUGUGGUGGUUCCUGGGCUACCAAGGAGGGGGCAAUCUGACUUGGAGCCAGCUGACCGCCUUCCAGAAGUGUACAGAGCCCUCUGCCAAGGCUGCAGGAUACACAUGCGCCGUAUUCGAGUCGCAGCACCCGCGCACAAUCGCCAUGUCGGUCCUGGUGGUGGUGGAGAUGUUCAACGCGCUUAACAAUCUCUCAGAGAACUCCAGUCUGCUGGUGAUCCCUCCUUGGGACAACCGCUGGCUGCUUGGGGCCAUCGCCACCUCCAUGGCCCUCCACUUCUUCAUUCUAUACGUGGGCCCCGCGGCGGCGCUCUUCGGAGUGACGUCGCUCAAUGGCGCGGAAUGGCUGGCUGUGCUGGCGCUGUCCGCCCCCGUGGUACUCCUGGAUGAGCUAAUGAAGUGGAUCAGUCGCAGGGUCAUACGCCAAAGGUCGGCUGGGGCGAUUGUGACACCGCAGCUAGGGGACAGCAGGGGCGCUGCCGGGCUCCAGGAGGUGCGGGUGGGCAGCCACGAAGGUCUUCGAAGCGCCGGUGCCGUGAGCCCCUCCUCGGGCUCCAUGUUGCAGAUGAUGGGAUUGCGUGCAGGCGUGGAUAAGUCGCACUGA